UUUUUUUUUGUUGUUGUUGGAUCAUUUCUUCAUCGUAACCAAUCUCAACCAUGGAUCUUAGUAAUCUCCUCAAUUAUCAAAAAGAAAUAAGCCUUUCAUUAAAAGAUCUUGAACAAUUACUUGUCCAACGAGACAUUACGACUAUCCUUGACACGAUCAGAACUACAUCGACUUAUGAUUAUCCCACUGACCGUAAUGAAACAUUCCUUUACUUUGAUACCUUUAUUCGUGUCAUUCUUUCCAUACAUGACCAAGAAGCACAUACUCUCAUUAUUGAUUCUCUACGUCAAUGUAUUAAUGGCUUAUUACGACACCAUGGUAUCACUUGGCUCAUCGAUUUUCCUUGUCACUUUAGUAAACCCACUUGGACAGACCUUCAGUCUAAUCCCACUAUUCUUGUUUACCUCUAUGGUCUCAUCUUGGCUCUCAUUAACACUCACAUGUCAGACAAUAUAGACUGGCUCCUUAAGGGAGUCCUUGAAUUUGUACAAUCAAGAUCACCUGCCAUUAUCGUGCACCUUUGGCUCAUUUGUUAUACCUUAAACAAAACUACUCUAUUUUUAGAGGGAUUAGAAGAGAAUCUGAAAAGAGGAAAAGUGCCGAAAGGAGUGGUGAAGACAGCAUGGACUGUUUUAAAAGACAGGAAAUCGGAUUGGGUAGCAUCUCAAAUAGAUGAUCAAUUAGGUAAUGCAUUAGCAAAGCCUCCAUUUAGUAGAGAUCAAAUGACAUUGAGUUAUUUGGAAUUGGAAAAAUCAGUAUCCAACUAUUCAAUUAUUUCUCAACUAUUUCAGGAAAUUCAAAAUAAAGCAGUCAAUGAUUCGAAUCCAUUAUUAAACGAUACCCUACUAUCACCUUUACCCUCUGAUAUGUUUGCACGCAUUGAAGCUGUUCGAAAGGGGGCUCUCUUUUGGGUCCAUCAGUUUGCAAAUAUGUCACCACAACAAUUUGAUCUUCAUCUACAACGUCUUAUCCAACAUUAUUAUCCAGGUCAUACAAAGCGUAUCCUAGAUUUGGUCUUGGCUGAUUGGACAGUGCGUGAUCGUUUUGAUCGUCAUCUAAAUCUUGUAAUCCGCUUACUGUCUCAAACUGGCCAAUACAAUCGACGUAUGACUCCCUAUUACGCCUUUAUUCAACUCUUUAGUCAACAUCAAGAACACAUAAUAACAACAACCCAAAAGAUAAUGGGAAGUGGUGAUCUUCUUUUGGAUCCAGUCAAUAGCUCUUAUAAGCAAAUUAGAACAGGAGCUCUGAUUGAUUUAUCAUUUCAAGAUAAUGACCCUAGUGACCGUCAUAUACAGGGAUACAGUUUGAUUCUAGAACAUCUUACUCGGACUGGUUCUCGGGAAUGGCUUAUGGAUUGUCUGGAGGAUGCACGACCGAACCUUGUUCAACGCUAUACAGCUUGGCUAACAACGCAACAGAAUACGCUAGAGUGUCCAAAAGUAGAUGUUCCAACCUUGCUGAACCUACUUUCUGAGUCCAGUCUUGAACGUCUUUUGAUGACCAAACCCAUCAUCCUAUUAGAUUAUUUUGAUCAAGUAUCAAGAUCUUCUCUCGUACAAUCCUUAUUAGAAACAAAAUCAAAACGCUUUAUGGAUUUGUUAAUGAAUUUCUUAAAGGCCCAUAUGACGAGUAAAGAUCCAACUAGACCUCAUUCACGAAGUUGGUUUGGACAUAAUUUUUUACCCUGUUUAGUAGAAGGAGUCGCUGCAGGUAGCGAAGUCGCGACAGCCCUGUUUAGUCAAGUGAUUGUUGGAAAGGAGUUUGAAUGGUAUCUGGGAGAGCCAGUGGCGGUGGCAGGCAAGAAAGUUCGAUUUGAGAUGUUACAAUUGGCUAAACAUCAUACGAUUUUAUCAGUACGACAUACAGGCUUAGCCACCCUCUUUCAGUUGUUAGUCAAAGUGAAGAAUAAGAAAGCUGUAGUACGGGUAUGGAACGACGUCUGGAAGGAGAAGGCGAACAGCAAACACAUCCUUCAAUGUGUUGGUCUAUUUGAUCAAGCACCUGCUGUGGUCAAACAGAUGAUUGCUCAGUUUGUAAAUGAUAUAUCGAUCCAGAUGGAGCCAUUAAUGGAUGUAGUAUUGCUAUCAGAUACCCCAGAACCCGAUACAGUGUUUGACUUUGUCAUGCAUCUUUAUGCAGCGGAUGCCACUCAAGGUGAUCAGAUGAGAUGGGCUAUCGUGAAUACUUUAAUUGAACUCGGUCAAGAACUUACUCUGUCAACAACCUCUGACGAUGUUCUCCAGCAACUAAAACCAGUUGAGAUAGCAAAUAAAAAAAUUAAAUUGACACGAAGCAAGUUGGUAGCCAAGAUGCGUCAACAUGAAGAAGAACUAGUAAAAAAAAAAGAACAUGAUGAUUCAAAUGAGAUCGUGACUGCCUUGAGGAUUCUUUUACAACGUGUCUUUCAUUUCUUGUUGAGGCUGUUUAACAAUGAUGUGGAGGCACAUGAUAAAAUGCAGCAGGAUUUAGUAGCGAUGCCCUUGUAUUUUGUAGCAUUAGGACAAAUACGAAAGGUGGUAAAAGAUCCUUUAUUAGCAGAAGAUAUUCAAAUGGUGAUAGAACUGAGUCUGAGAUGUUGUUUGACGAAACAGCAAGAAAUCUCGGUUGAGACGGCAAAAAAGCUAUUGUUGAAGGAAUAAUAAUAAUAAAAAAAAAAAAAAAAAAAAAAA
Messenger RNA from Cokeromyces recurvatus, 2672 nucleotides. RefSeq lists its product as uncharacterized. NCBI's taxonomy places the organism in Eukaryota, Fungi, Mucoromycota, Mucoromycetes, Mucorales, Mucoraceae. The coding region runs from base 51 to 2642 and encodes 863 amino acids. The record is from RefSeq and is a predicted model, not a curated record. The transcript has 2 exons.